AUGUCUACCACCACGGAAAACGCCACAACAACUACCAGAACGGACUCAUCCUAUAUCCCUCGCGGCCCAACAACCGCCUCAUUAACCUUUUACGCACCGCCAGCGGACAACUCCGCCCCCUUCAAUUACGUCGGAGAACCACCAGCAGGUCAACCCCAAUACAACUUCAGCGAACACGAACAAAAAGUCACUAUAAACGAUAUUCGAGGCAAUGAAAGCAUGUACAGCCUCGACAAAGACUCAUUCCAAGCCCUCCAACAUAUUCCCACCAAAACAACAUAUACAACCUUCGACUCAGACGAGCUCGUCCAACAAAUCUAUUAUCCAGAGGUCGAAUCCCUUCUCUUAAAGUCCAUCCCAGGAGCCAAGAAGGUCGUCCUCUUCGACCACACAAUCCGCCGAGGUAAAGACUCCGCAUCCCGCAAACCAGUCACCCGCGUCCAUGUCGACCAAACUCCUCGCGCCGCAGAAGACCGCGUCCGUCUCCAUAUCUCAGAUCCAGAGGAAGCCGAGACUCUGCUGAAAGGCCGGUACCGGAUCGUGAAUGUCUGGCGUCCGCUGAGCAGCGAGCCAGUGCAGUCUUCGCCGUUGGCAUUCGCGUCUGCGGCCUCGGUUGAUGGAAACGAUUUGGUGCCUGUGCAGCAUCGGUAUCCGAAUCGGACGGGCGAGACAAUGGGUGUGAAGUAUAAUGAGGGCCAGAAAUGGUCUUACUGGUCUGGGAUGACGGGUGAUGAGCGGUUGUUGCUCAAGUGCUCGGAUUCGAGGGGAUUGAGGGAUGGGGAUGUUGCACAGUGGGUGCCUCAUACGGCGUUUUGGGAUGAGCGGACGCCGGCUGGGGCGCGGAUUCGGGAGAGCAUCGAAGUUCGGGCUUUGGUAUUUGGGUGA
This is a messenger RNA of Penicillium longicatenatum, 885 nucleotides long. RefSeq names its product putative methyltransferase. The transcript has a single exon. The record is from RefSeq and is a predicted model, not a curated record. The coding region runs from base 1 to 885 and encodes 294 amino acids. Lineage: Eukaryota; Fungi; Ascomycota; Eurotiomycetes; Eurotiales; Aspergillaceae. Gene Ontology annotation, molecular function: oxidoreductase activity.